AGCAAGAGCAGCAGCAGCUGCUGCAGCAGCAGGAGGUGACGGUGGAGGCGGCGGCAGCAGCCCAGCCCAUCCCGAGCGCGCAGACCCCGGGCUGGCCGCAGCCCCGGCGUGGCCAUGGUGGAGGCGGCGCCCGCAGGGCCCGGGCCACUGCGGAGGACUUUCCUGGUCCCCGAGAUCAAGUCAUUGGACCAGUACGAUUUUUCUCGGGCCAAGGCGGCGGCGAGCCUGGCAUGGGUGUUGCGGGCCGCAUUCGGGGGAGCAGAGCACGUGCCCCCGGAGCUGUGGGAACCUUUCUACACUGACCAGUAUGCACAGGAGCACGUGAAGCCUCCUGUGACACGGCUGCUGCUGUCUGCGGAGCUCUACUGCCGAGCCUGGCGCCAGGCACUACCACAGCUUGAGCCACCUCCCAGCCCCGCUGCACUGCUGGCCCUGCUGGCCCGGAGGGGCACAGUGCCCUCACUGCCUGAGCACCCUGUGAGAGAGGCUGACCUGAGACACCAGCCCAUUCUCAUGCCCUUGCCCCCACAGGGAGCCCAUCUAGCGGUCAUCGAUGCUCUUAUGGUUGCCUUCUCCUUUGAGUGGACAAAGACAUUGCCUGGUCCCUUGGCUCUGAGCAGCUUGGAGCACAAACUUCUUUUCUGGGUAGAAACGACUGUUCGGAGGCUACAGGAAAAGACAGAGCAAGAAGCAGCCCAGCGGGUGUCACCUGUAGCCCCUACGGAUGGGGCAGCUCCUGCCCAGCCCUCGUGCCCCACACGCUGGUACUGGAAGCUGGUUCCUCACGCAAUUGCCUUCUGUUUGAAGGAGUCGGGGAACAAACCCCCUAUGAUCCGAUACCGCAAAGACCGUGCUGUCGCCCGUCGGGCCCCCUGCUUUCCAAACGUGACUACCCUCCAGGACCUAGCCACUGGGGCUGCUCUGGCUGCCACCAUCCACUGCUAUUGUCCCCAGCUUUUACGGCUUGAGGAGGUGUGUCUCAAGGACCCUAUGUCUGUGGCGGACAGCCUGUACAACCUCCAGCUGGUACAGGACUUCUGUGCCUCCCGCCUUCCCCGUGGCUGCCCACUGUCCCUGGAAGACCUGCUCUAUGUGCCACCACCCCUCAAGGUCAACCUGGUAGUGCUCCUGGCCGAGAUGUACAUGUGCUUUGAGGUUCUCAAGCCCGAAUUUGUGCAGGCCAAGGACUUGCCUGAUGGACAUGCUGCCUCUCCUCGGGGUACCGAGGGCUCGCCAUCCCGGAACAACAGUGGCAGCAGUUCUCCUGUGUUCAACUUCCGUCACCCGCUACUGUCACCUGGUGGCCCCCAAUCUCCACUCCGAGGAUCCACAGGCUCCCUGAAGUCUUCUCCAUCCAUGUCCCAUAUGGAGGCUCUUGGGAAGGCUUGGAACCGGCAGCUUAGCCGCCCCCUCUCCCAGGCUGUGUCGUUCAGCACCCCCUUUGGCCUGGACAGCGAUGUGGAUGUCGUAAUGGGAGACCCUGUCCUGCUCCGCUCCGUCAGUUCAGACAGUCUGGGUCCCCCGCGUCCAGUGUCGUCAUCGUCAUCAUCAUCCAGGAAUCCUGCUCAGUCAACCCCAGAGCCUGGAGACCUCCCCACGAUCGAAGAGGCCCUGCAGAUCAUCCAUAGUGCUGAGCCUCGGUUGCUCCCUGACGGGGCUGCUGAUGGCAGCUUCUACCUCCAUUCCCCUGAGGGGCUCUCCAAACCACCACUGGCCUCCCCCUACCCUCCCGAGGGAACCUCAAAGCCACUGUCUGAUGGGCUCACCAAAGCACCCAUUUAUGUAUCCCACCCUGAGACCCCUUCAAAACCAUCUAGCUGCCCAGCAGGGGAGGUAUCAAAAUCACUGGCCCCAUGUGAGGGGUCACCAAAAGCAGUGGCUUCAUCCCCCGCAGCCAACAACUCUGAAGUGAAGAUGACCAGUUUUGCUGAACGCAAGAAACAGCUGGUGAAGGCUGAGGCCGAGUUGGGGAUAGGGUCCCCCACAAUGACUCCAGCAGCACCCGAGGCCUUGAGUUCAGAGAUGAGCGAGCUAGGAGCCCGGCUGGAAGAGAAGCGCAGAGCCAUAGAGGCUCAGAAGCGACGCAUUGAAGCCAUCUUUGCCAAGCACCGGCAGAGGCUGGGCAAGAGUGCUUUCCUGCAGGUGCAGCCUCGGGAGGCUGCAGGGGAGGCUGAGGAGGAGGCUGAGCCAGGCUCAGUCCCCAGUGGGGAACGGCCAGCAGGUGAGGGCCAGGGUGAGCCAUCCUCAAGGCCUAAGACAGUCACCUUCUCUCCAGAGUUGGGUCCCGUGCCCCCUGAGGGACUAGGGGACUACAAUCGAGCAGUCAGUAAGCUGAGUGCCGCCUUGAGCUCUCUGCAAAGGGAUAUGCAAAGGCUCACGGACCAGCAACAGCGGCUUCUGGCCCCUCCGGAGGCCCCUGGACCUGCUCCUCCACCCGCGGCCUGGGUCAUCCCUGGACCCACCACUGGGCCUAAAGCCGCAUCCCCCAGCCCUGCCCGGCGUGCGCAAGCUGCCCGGCGCAGCUCAGGGCCAGGUCCUAGCCCUACGCCUCGUAGUCCAAAACACGCUCGGCCUGCGGAGCUGCGGCUGGCUCCCCUGACAAGGGUGCUCACACCACCCCACGAUGUAGACAGCCUACCCCACCUACGCAAGUUCUCACCAAGCCAGGUGCCUGUACAGACUCGCUCUUCCAUCCUCCUCUCUGAGGGUACACCUCCUGAGGAGGCUACAACCAGACCAGGCCUCAUCGAGAUCCCCUUAGCCAGCCUGGGAGAGCCUGCUGCUGAUGAGGAGGGAGAUGGGAGCCCCCCUGGAGCUGAGGAUUCCCUAGAGGAAGAGGCAUCUUCUGAGGGAGAGCACCGGACUGGGCUUGGAUUCUUUUAUAAGGAUGAAGACAAGCCUGAGGAUGAGAUGGCCCAAAAGCGGGCCAGCCUGCUGGAACGACAGCAAAGGCGAGCAGAGGAGGCCAGGCGGCGCAAACAAUGGCAGGAGGCUGAGAAGGAGCAGCGGAAGGAGGCUACGAGGCUUGCUCAAGAGGAGGCCCCAGGCUUGGCCCCUGCAGCCCCUGCAGGCCCCACAGCUCCAGUCAACCUGGCCCCUGCUGCCCGAGCCCCAGCCCCAGCUGAAGAGGAGGUGGGCCCACGGCGAGGUGACUUCACGAGACUUGAGUAUGAGCGCCGGGCUCAGUUGAAACUGAUGGAUGACCUUGAUAAAGUGCUACGACCCCGGGCCUCAGGGACAGGAGGACCAGGCCGAGGUGGGCGCAGGGUAACCCGGCCACGCUCUGGUUGCUGCGAUGACUCGGCCCUGGCACGAAGCCCAGCUCGUGGCCUGCUGGGCUCUCGGCUCAGCAAGGUGUAUUCCCAGUCCACGCUAUCCCUGUCCACUGUGGCCAAUGAGGCCCCCAAUAACCUUGGUGUGAAGAGGCCCACAUCUCGUGCUCCAUCUCCAUCUGGCCUCAUGUCCCCAAGCCGCCUGCCUGGCAGUCGAGAGAGAGACUGGGAAAAUGGAAGCAAUGCUUCAUCACCAGCAUCCGUGCCCGAGUACACAGGUCCCCGGCUGUACAAAGAACCUAGCGCCAAAUCUAACAAGUUCAUCAUCCACAAUGCCCUGUCACAUUGCUGCCUGGCAGGCAAGGUGAAUGAGCCACAGAAAAACCGAAUUCUGGAGGAAAUUGAGAAGAGCAAGGCCAACCACUUCCUGAUUCUCUUCCGGGACUCAAGCUGCCAGUUCCGGGCUCUCUAUACGCUAUCUGGGGAGACCGAGGAGCUGUCACGGCUGGCGGGCUACGGGCCCCGUACUGUCACUCCCGCCAUGGUUGAAGGCAUCUACAAGUACAACUCCGACCGCAAACGGUUCACCCAGAUCCCUGCCAAGACCAUGUCUAUGAGUGUGGACGCCUUCACCAUCCAGGGACACCUCUGGCAGAGCAAAAAGCCCACCACACCCAAAAAGAGUGGUGGCACCCCCAAAUAGCACUUGCCUGGCAGGUGCACUGGCUGGGUCUGUUGCAUUCGGGCCAUUGCCCUCUUGGGAGGGCAGUCUGUUGGCUAUUCCUGGGUCCUGUCUGUCCCCGGCCUUGUCUUAGGUGGGGCUGGAGUCCCCACCCCCUAACUUUUGAGUCUGGUCUUGCUGUGGGGGGCUGAGCUGGGAGGUUCAGGGACUCAGGGCUCAGUUCAGUUGCCCCCUUGUCUGUCCUCCCCACCUUCUUGAAUAAAAUAAUUGAAA
This is a messenger RNA of Nannospalax galili (Upper Galilee mountains blind mole rat), 4227 nucleotides long. It is a transcript of the gene Camsap3, whose product is annotated as calmodulin regulated spectrin associated protein family member 3. Gene Ontology annotation, molecular function: calmodulin binding; spectrin binding; microtubule minus-end binding. The coding region runs from base 115 to 3975 and encodes 1286 amino acids. The record is from RefSeq and is a predicted model, not a curated record. The transcript is spliced from 19 exons. Gene Ontology annotation, biological process: cytoplasmic microtubule organization; neuron projection development; negative regulation of microtubule depolymerization. Gene Ontology annotation, cellular component: microtubule minus-end. Lineage: Eukaryota; Metazoa; Chordata; Mammalia; Rodentia; Spalacidae.